Messenger RNA from Scophthalmus maximus (turbot), 1769 nucleotides. RefSeq lists its product as uncharacterized. The transcript has 9 exons. Gene Ontology annotation, molecular function: strictosidine synthase activity. Bases 143 to 1285 code for a protein of 380 amino acids. Lineage: Eukaryota; Metazoa; Chordata; Actinopteri; Pleuronectiformes; Scophthalmidae. Gene Ontology annotation, biological process: biosynthetic process. The record is from RefSeq and is a predicted model, not a curated record.
UUAUUUUGAAAGUCCCCGCCGGAUGUGUGCGUUUACGCUGCGGCCGCCUUGACGCACCGUGAGAGUCUCAAACGAACUCGCACCGACGCGCCGCGACUCCGUCGGACCCGAGCGAGAUCCACGACUGCGAGCUGACUCCGACAUGUUGGGCAGGAGAUCUUUGUUCGUGGCUCUGCUCGCCGUGUCUGUCGGACUUUACCUGCUGCCGUCUCCCAUCGACCCCAAACCACAUGUGCUGAAGGGGCCCCCCCCGGCCCUCGAGGGCCCGCUGGCCGUCAACACCCGUCUGCAGAGCGGCCGCAGGCUGUUCAGCGGACAACUACGUGGCCCAGAAUCCUUCACUGCCGACGAGAACGAUAAUGUUUACACGGGAACCGUGGACGGGAAGCUGUGGAGGAUCGGUCCUGAUGACAGCCUCACGCUCGUCACUCAGAUGGGACAGAACCUGCCAGAAUGUGGCAGCAGCACAGACUACGAGCCCGUGUGUGGUCGUCCUCACGGCGUCCGUCUGGACCGCCGCGGGCAGCUGAUCGUCGCCGACUCGUACCUCGGGCUGCACAGCGUCGACCCGACAACCGGGGAGAAGACUCUGCUGCUGGCGAACUCCCAGGGCGCCGACGGCGUUCCCUUUGCCUUCCUGAACGGCCUGGAGAUCUCCCCCCGAACCGGGGUCAUCUACUUCACCCACUCGUCCAGUCGCUGGGGGCGGCGACACGUCAAACUGGAGGUGAUCGAGCUGAACGCCCUCGGCCGCCUGCUCGCCUACGACCCUCAGACGGGGAGUGUGAAGGUGCUGCUCGACUCGCUCUACAUGCCCAACGGCGUCGUCCUGUCGCCGGACGAACGCUUCCUGCUGCUGGCCGAGACCAGCAUCGGGCGCAUACUGAGAUUUUGGCUGAAGGGCCCGAAGGCCGGCACCAAGGAGGUCGUCAUGGACAACAUGAUCGGUUACCCCGACAACAUCCGCCUCAGCGACCGCGGCACGUUCCUGGUCGGCGUGACGACGCCGCGGUUCCGGAAGCUCACGCCCCCGUUCUUGGAUCUGAUCGCCCCGUAUCCGGCUGUCAAACGCCUCCUGGCCAAGGUGAUUCCCCUGAGUUGGUACAACGUCCUGCUGCCGCGCUACGCUCUGGUGCUGGAGCUGGGAUCGGACGGCGAGCUCGUGGGCACGCUGCACGACCCCGAGGGCCGGCUGACGUGGGCCGUCAGCGACGUCUUCCAGCACCGCGGGCGGACCUACCUGGGCAACACCGACCUGCCGUUCCUGCCCGUACUGGAGAGCUGAUGACGGGGAGCCGCGGCAACGAGACGUAGACGUAGUUCUUUAACUUUUAACUUCUGGAUUUUAAAAAGGUUUUUGUCAGAGUUCACAUCUGGAUUAAUCCUCCAUCGUCCGAGCAACGUUGCUCUGGGGGGGGGGGGGUCCCGAGCGUUCCCGGGCUCGGGAGAUAUGAUCCCGAGCCCGGACGUCCUGCGGGGGAAAUGCUUUUUUUUGGACGCUUGCAUCCACGACCUCAUUCUUUUGGUCACCACCCAGAAGUCGUUAACCACAGUUGUCGGACUAAUCCAAGAAUGUGUGUUAAAAUGGUGCUAAAACGGAUUCGUAGGUGAUUUAUCUGUAACAAUGUACUGACUUCCUGCUGAGGACUUUUAAAAUUGACCCUGUUGAGAUGUGAUUUUUAGGCGAUUUGAAAACUAUGAGAAUGUGAAACUGUUUACACUUUAUUGGAAAGUCAGAUUUUAAAAUAAAUAUUCUGUUAAAUCCACUA